AUGUCUCUCACCCUCAAAAUCGCGUCCCUGGCGAUCAGGACCUUGGCCAAACCAAUCGCUAACUACAUCAAACGCAAUGCCCGAGAGCACGAGCGGUUCCGCAAAGUCUGCGUCAACUUUGCGCAACGGCUUCACCGUAUCGACAUCAACAUGCGGCUCGGCCUCCUCCAAGACACAGCGGCUAUCGACCGACAGGUUGCCAGGGAGAAGGCAGACGCGGACGCUAAGAAGAAGGCGGCACAGAUACCUACAGUGAAGACCGAGGCUCAGGCGAAAGCAGAUGAUGAAGCCGCCUCCAAAGCCGGUGAUGCAGGUGCCGACAAGAAGCCCAAGCCACGCGUACGGCCACUAUCCGAAGCGAAGGCUAUCGAGACGGGGGCGAACUUCAUAUCCGAGAGCUUCAUGUUCAUGGUGGCAGGCGGCAUCAUCAUGUUUGAGUCGUGGAGGUCGAGGAGGAAAGCGAGCAACGCACGCGAGAACCUGGAUGACCGGAUAGACGUCCUGGAGGCAGAGAGAGAAGAGAUGAAGGCAACUUUGAAGAAGCUGGAGUCCGAACUGGAGACGCUACGGGCUCAUGCGGGCGAGCCGCCGGCUUCACACCGUCAUAAGAAGAUUAGUCCAAGAAUCCAGAAACCCACGCCCUCAACCCACACAACACAGUCCGGCUCAAACCCAUCGCGAUCACCGCAAUUACCGCAAACACCGCAACCGCCGUAA
Molecule: messenger RNA, 717 nt
Organism: Coniosporium apollinis CBS 100218
Lineage: Eukaryota; Fungi; Ascomycota; Dothideomycetes
Exons: 2
Coding region: 1-717 (238 amino acids)
Biological process (GO): regulation of lipid metabolic process
Cellular component (GO): mitochondrion
Source: RefSeq, a predicted model, not a curated record